AGAUAAACUGCAGUGAAUAUUCAACACGAAAUAAGGAAAUAAACCCAGUGAAUCGACAUCUUAAGAGAAAAAAAAAACUCAAUUACAAACUGUAAUAUGUUUCUUCUAAAUCAAUAGUCUCAUUCCUUAUCUCAAUAAUUCCAUCAAUUUAUUUCAAUUUCCUUAAAUUUAUUACCCUAAUUUAAUUCCUAAUUUUCAUCAUCCUUCAUCUACGAAUAGAUUUUCUCCAAUUUCAACUUCGUGUGAUUUCCUGUUGAAAUUGAGGAGAAUUUGAGCACAGGAAGGAUGGGGCUUUUUGAUGGUCUCCCUUUUCCGUCUGAUAAAGCUGAUUUGAGAGAGGAGUUAUCAAGAAUAGAUGAAAGCUGGGCUGCUGCACGUUUUGAUUCGUUGCCUCAUGUGGUUCGUUUGUUGACUGCAAAAGAGGAGUUGCAAGUUUUGAAGGAGCAGAGUGAGAUUGUCGAGGAUGUUGUGAAUGAAGUUGUUCAUGCCUAUCAUAGUGGCUUCAAUAGAGCAAUCCAAAAUUAUUCCCAGAUUUUGCGGUUAUUUAGUGAAUCUGCGGAAAGUAUUUCCGUGAUAAAGGUUGAUUUGGCUGAGGCAAAGAAACGACUUGGUGCACGUAAUAAGCAGUUACAUCAAUUCUGGUAUCGCUCAGUUACACUGCGUCAUAUAAUCUCCCUUUUGGACCAGAUUGAGGGGUUAUCUAAGGUUCCUGCUCGCAUGGAAAAACUUAUUAAUGAGAAGCAGUUUUAUGCGGCAGUCCAACUGCAUGUUCAGUCAACAUUGAUGCUUGAGAGAGAGGGUCUCCAGACGGUUGGUGCUCUUCAAGAUGUUAAAUCUGAAUUAACCAAGUUACGUGGAAUUCUUUUCUACAAGGUUGUGGAAGACUUGCAUGCCCACCUUUAUAACAAAGGUGACUAUAGCUCAAUAUCUUCAAACUUAAUUGAAAAGGAUGAUGGACUUACAAUGACAGCGACUCUUUCAUUGUCGAUGAGCAUUUCACAACCUGUUUCUCGACGAACGAGAUCAUCAGUUCAAGUUGACGGAAGUUCUUACGAUGGACAUGUUGAAGAUGGCGGCAGAGGUGAAGAAGCUGAUGGUUCUGUCAGGGCAAAUGGUGGUGAUUAUGGCCUUAAAAAUAGUGGAAUCUUUUCAACUCGACUUCCACCAUGGCUUUCAUCUGCGACACCUGACGAGUUCCUUGAAGCCGUGCAAAAGAACGACGCUCCUCUACAUGUUAAGUACCUCCAAACCAUGGUAGAAUGCUUGUGUAAACUUGGGAAAGUUGCUGCUGCUGGUGCUAUCAUAUGCCAGAGGUUGAGACCUACAAUUCAUGAAAUCAUUUCAUCUGAGAUAAAAUCUCACGCGGAAACCAAGAGCUCAUUCAGGCCUGGAAGCGGUCUGUCAGCAUAUUCUUCUACACUACAAACUUUGAAGGGACACUUGGAAACGUACCAGUUAUCAAAACAGAAACGUGCAAAUGGAGUAUCCCUCAGUGGAACAUUGUUAGCCGUCAGCCCCGUAACACCAGUGAUGGCACCAAUGGGGACAGCACAGGCUGCUGCAAGAGAACUUCUGGAUUCAGUUCUGGAUGUAAUCAUUAAAAUAUUUGAGAAUCAUGUCUUUGUUGGAGAGCUUCUUGAAGCAAAAGCCAAUCAACAUGUUGAUAUUAAUACACCCAAGUCCGUAGCAGAUGUAACCUCAAACACUGAAUCUGCAGUGACUGGUGGCUACAGUAUUGGCUUUUCUUUGACGGUUUUACAGAGUGAAUGUCAACAACUUAUAUGUGAGAUUUUACGAGCAACUCCAGAAGCCACAUCAGCUGAUGCUGCAGUGCAAACAGCUAGACUUGCGGGCAAGGUUCCUUCGAAAGAAAAGAGGGAUGGUUCAGAAGAUGGUCUCACCUUUGCUUUCCGCUUCUCGGACGCUACAAUGUCUCUUCCUAACCAAGUCCAAGUUUGGAAUAAGAAGGCCCAAAGCACGUCGCAAGAGGGAUAUGGGUCAGCGUCUGUCUUACCUGAGGAAGGCAUUUAUCUAGCUGCAGCUGUUUAUCGUCCUGUACUUCAGUUUACAGAAAAGGUUAUUUCAAUGUUGCCAGCAAAGUUUUUCCAAUCCGGGAGUGAUGGAUUACUAGCUUUUGUUGAAAAUUUUGUGAAGGACCACUUCCUACCUACAAUGUUUGUGGACUACCGGAAAAGUGUUCAGCAGGCUAUAUCAAGUCCAGCUGCAUUUCGCCCGCGUGCACAUGCUGCUGCUUCAUAUACUCCUUCUGUUGAGAAGGGUCGACCUAUCCUGCAGGGGCUUCUGGCUAUAGAUCUUUUGAUGAAAGAGGUUCUUGGUUGGGCUCAGGCUAUGCCAAAAUUUGCAGCAGAACUUGUAAAAUAUGUGCAAACUUUCCUUGAGAGAGCAUAUGAAAGAUGUCGUACUUCGUACAUGGAGGCUGUUCUUGAGAAACAGAGUUACAUGCUGAUCGGCAGGAAUGACAUUGAAAGCUUGAUGAAGCUUGAUCCUUCUAGUUCAUGUCUACAAAACUGUCUGAAUGAUAAUCCUUCUGAUGCUUAUGGAAUUGAAGUUGAAAAACAGAUGAGUGAUCUGCUACUUGGUUUGCGACCAAUCAAGCAGGAAAAUCUAAUUCGUGACGAUAACAAACUUAUUCUGUUGGCUUCUUUAAGCGAUUCACUAGAGUAUGUUGCAGAUUCAAUUGAAAGACUUGGCAAAACUUUUUCCAUUGCAUGUAAUCAAGUGGAAGAGAAGGGUAGGAACCAGAGAACACCUCGCCGUAGUGAAGUCACUAGCAGUCCUUCAAAGGAUCUGGCAUCGUUUGCUGAUGAUUACAGAAAAUUGGCUAUCGAUUGCCUCAAGGUGUUGCGUGUAGAAAUGCAAUUGGAAACAGUCUUCCAUAUGCAGGAGAUGACAACUAGAGAAUAUAUGGAUGACCUAGAUGCAGAAGAACCUGAUGAUUUUAUUAUUUCCCUCGCUGCUCAGAUAACUCGCAGAGAUGAAGCAAUUGCUCCCUUUGUCUCGGGAAUAAAGCAGCAUUAUAUUUUUGGUGGAAUAUGUGGCGUUGCAGCAAAUACUUCAAUCAAGACUUUGGCCAAUAUGAGAUCAUUAAAUCUUUUUGGAGUCCAACAGAUAUGCCGCAAUUCAAUUGCCUUGGAACAGGCCUUAGCAGCUAUACCAUCACUUGACAGUGAAGCUGUUCAACUGAGAUUGGAUCGUGUGAGGACGUAUUUUGAGCUCCUAAACAUGCCAUUUGAGGCUUUGCUUGCUUUUAUCACAGAGCACGAGGACUUGUUUACUCCAGAGGAGUACACAAAUCUUCUAAAGGUCCAAGUCCCGGGGAGAGAGAUUCCUAGCGAUGCACUGGAAAGAGUAUCAGAAAUUUUGCGUUAGACCAAUGCGGAUAUUGUUGGAAUGGGUUCUUUGCAAAGCGACAGCAGUAUUAAGGGUAAUCUGCUACUUUUAUACCGCAUCCCUUUCCAAAGAAGAUACGAGAAGUCCAUUAUAGCUAUUAGCAAGAUUGAUGUGCCCUGUUGUAAAUUUUGGUGUCAGUGGGUGUACCUUCGCCUUUUGUUGAUAGGUGUGUAAAUUGACUCUCCAAAGUCAGUUUUUAUCCCCCUCUUGCAUUUUUACAAGAUUCAGCUUGCUUGUCCGUUGGGUUUUGUAAUGAGCAUGUAUGUAAAACCGUCUCUUGUGCCUCGAACAGCCUAGCUUUGAGAUGUCAUAUUGCCAACCACUGCUAGCUUUUGAGUUUUGACAUGUAUUUAUCCUUAACCCUUCCUCUCACAUCGAUAUUUUUUCCAUUUCUUUUGGCUUUUCGGGUUGAUAAAUGGGUAAUCUUAUCGGAAACCUUGUCAGUAGUGGCUAUUGAUACAUCACAUUUGUCUAGAGCUGAUGUAUCUUAUACCAUCUACUUUGGAUUAUUAGCAAUAUUCUUUUAUAAUAUUUGUUUGAUUCAUAUUCAAACCCUUUGUUCCUCAAAAA
This is a messenger RNA of Amaranthus tricolor (Joseph's coat), 3981 nucleotides long. RefSeq names its product exocyst complex component SEC8. Gene Ontology annotation, biological process: Golgi to plasma membrane transport; exocytosis. Bases 286 to 3390 code for a protein of 1034 amino acids. The record is from RefSeq and is a predicted model, not a curated record. The transcript has 27 exons. NCBI's taxonomy places the organism in Eukaryota, Viridiplantae, Streptophyta, Magnoliopsida, Caryophyllales, Amaranthaceae. Gene Ontology annotation, cellular component: exocyst.